AUGUUCCACUAUCGAGGCUGGCUCGCCGCCUUGCUGCUCUACGUGGCAACGGCAAUGGCAUUGACCAUCUCAGAAAACACAGUCAGCACUUCCACAAUCAGUGCGUCCUUGGGCAGUCUCACCAUCAACCCCGAUGUGUACUACUCCAUCGUCAACAACGCCCUCACCACCUUGGGCGGCAGCUUGAACAACCAGGGUGGUUUCUAUGUCACCUCGUCUAACGGCUUGAUCUCCUCUGUGGCCCUCACCUCCGGCACCAUCACCAACAGCGGUGACUUGGCCUUCAACUCCUUGAAAGCCAGUGUCGUGAGUAACUACAACUUGAACUCCAUCGGCUCCUUCUCCAACACCGGUGACAUGUGGCUCGGUAUCAGUGGGUACUCCUUGACCCCGCCCAUCACCUUGAGCUCGGCCACAAACUGGGAAAACUCCGGCAAGAUCUACCUUUCCCAGGCCUCCGGUACCGCCUCCACCGUCACCAUCUCCCAGGCCUUGGGCUCCAUCACCAACGACGGAACUAUCUGUGUCCAGCGUUUGGACUGGACCCAGACCACCAGUAUCACCGGUUCCGGAUGUAUCAACAUCAUGAACAACGCCGAGCUUCUGCUCCAGCUCAGUCCUUGGUCCGUCUCCAACUCCCAGACCAUCUACCUUUCCGAUUCCUCCUCGGAAUUGUCCGUGUUGGGAUUGUCCCAGAGUCUCACCGGUACCAAGACCUACAACGUGGUUGGUUUUGGUGAAGGCAACAAACUCCGCGUCAGCACUGGUUUCACCUCGUACAGUUACUCCGGCAGCACCUUGACGCUUUCCUUCUUCUUGGGUGUCUUCAAGAUCGCCUUCAACAUCGGCACGGGCUACUCCUCCUCGGGAUUCUCCACAAACGGUGUCGGUAAGGCCGGUACCUCCAUCUCCUACUCCGGCGCCUACCCUGGCACUGUUCCAUCCGAGUGUUUGUGUUCCGACUUCCCUGAGCCAACCACCACCCCAUUGGCUUCGUCGACCUCCAGCUCCAGUUCUAGCAGCUCUGUCUCCUCGACAGUUACCUCCGAGUCCAGCUCCGAGUCCAGUUCCACUGCUGCCUCGAGCUCUGAGCCAGCUACCAGCUCGUCUGAGUCCUCGACUGCACCAACUGAGUCUUCUAGUGAGUCUUCCACGGAGUCUUCUACCGAGUCCUCUGCAGCACCAACUGAGUCCUCAACUGAGUCCUCAACUGAGUCUUCCUCGGCUGCUCCAUCUGAAUCUCCAACUGAGUCCUCUACCGAGUCCUCUACUGAAUCCUCGACCGAGUCAGCUGCUCCAACAGAGUCAUCUUCCGAUGCUGCUGCUCCAACCGAGUCCUCUGACUCUCCUGCCGAGUCCUCUGCUGCUCCAACGGAUUCCUCCUCUCAGGCCGCAACUGACGCUCCAAGCUCGUCCUUGGAGCUUACCGAGUACACCACCACUUUCACAACCACCGAUGCUGACGGUAACCCAGCUACCGAGUCCGGUGUCGUGAUUGUCACCACUGACUCCGAUGGUGCGUUGUCGACCACCACCUCCUUGUUCCCACCUCAGCUUACGGAAUACACCACCACCUUCACUACUACCGACGCUGACGGGGACCCCGUGACUGAGUCUGGUGUUGUCAUCGUGACCACCGAUGCAGAUGGUGCUUUGUCUACCACUACUUCCAUCAUUCCUGCAGACGCUGCUACCAGCUCAGCUGCUCCAGAACUCACUGAGUACACAACCACCUUCACUACUACUGACGCUAAUGGUGAUCCUGCCACCGAGUCUGGUGUUGUCAUUGUUACCACUGAUGCCGAUGGUGCCUUGAGUACUACUACCUCGUUGUUCCCACCUCAGGGGACCGAGUACACAACCACCUUUACUUCAACUGAUGCCGACGGUAACCCAGUGACUGAAUCUGGUGUUGUUGUGGUCACCACUGACUCCGACGGUGCUUUGUCCACCACUACUUCGUUGUUCCCACCUCAGCUCACUGAGUACACCACAACCUUCACCACCACUGAUGGUAACGGUGACCCAGUGACCGAGUCCGGUGUUGUCAUUGUCACUACCGAUGCUGACGGUGCCUUGUCUACUACAACUUCGUUGUUCCCAGCAGAUGCUGCCACCAGCUCGGCUGCUCCAGAGCUCACUGAAUACACCACGACGUUCACUUCAACUGACGCCGACGGUAACCCAGCUACUGAGUCCGGUGUCGUGAUCGUCACAACUGACGAUAAUGGCGCCUUGUCGACUACCACGUCUUUGUUCCCACCUCAGGGAACCGAGUACACUACGACCUUCACUACCACCGAUGCCAAUGGCAACCCUGCUACUGAGUCCGGUGUCGUGAUUGUUACUACUGACUCCGAUGGUGCCUUGUCGACUACCACGUCUUUGUUCCCACCACAGCUUACUGAAUACACCACGACGUUCACCACCAGCGACGCCGAUGGCAACCCAGUCACUGAGUCUGGUGUUGUCAUUGUCACUACCGAUGCUGACGGUGCCUUGUCUACUACAACUUCGUUGUUCCCAGCAGAUGCUGCCACCAGCUCGGCUGCUCCAGAGCUCACCGAAUACACCACUACUUUCACUACUACCGAUGCUAAUGGCGACCCUGCUACCGAGUCUGGUGUUGUGAUUGUUACUACGGAUGCUGACGGAGCUUUGUCAACUACUACUUCAUUGUUCCCACCUCAGGGUACCGAGUACACCACGACGUUCACCACUAGCGACGCCGAUGGCAACCCAGUCACUGAGUCUGGUAUCGUGAUCGUUACCACUGACGCUAACGGCGCUUUGUCUACUACGACUUCUUUGUUCCCUACAGACGCUGCUACCAACUCUGCUGCUCCAGAACUCACUGAGUACACUACAACCUUCACCGCCACUGACGCUGAUGGCAACCCAGCUACCGAGUCUGGUGUCGUGAUUGUUACCACCGACGAUAGCGGAGCUUUGACUACCACCACUUCAUUGUUCCCACCUCAGGGAACUGAGUACACUACGACCUUCACUACUACCGAUGCUGAUGGCAACCCUGCUACCGAGUCUGGUGUUGUGAUUGUUACUACUGACGCUAAUGGUGCCUUGUCGACCACCACUUCUUUGUUCCCAGCGGAUACUGCUACCAACUCGGCUGCUCCAGAACUCACUGAGUACACUACAACCUUCACCGCCACUGACGCUGAUGGCAACCCAGCUACUGAGUCUGGUGUCGUGAUUGUUACCACCGACGACAACGGAGCCUUGACUACCACCACUUCUUUGUUCCCACCUCAGGGUACCGAAUACACCACCACCUUCACUACAACUGAUGCCAACGGCGACCCAGUUACCGAAUCUGGUGUGGUGAUUGUCGCUACCGACGCCAACGGCGCUUUGUCAACUACUACUUCCUUGUUCCCAGCCGGUGAUGGUGCUGCUCCUACCGAGUACACCACUACUUUCACUACUACCGAUGCUAAUGGCGACCCAGCCACCGAGUCGGGUGUUGUGAUUGUUACUACCGAUGGUAACGGAGCUUUGACGACUACUACCUCGUUGUUCCCUCCUCAGGGUAGCGAGUACACUACGACAUUCACCACUACUGACGAUAACGGUGACCCAGUCACUGAGUCUGGAGUUGUUAUCGUUACCACGGAUGCUAACGGAGAUUUGACUACUACUACUUCUUUGUUCCCAGCCGGUGAGGGUGCUGCUCCUACUGAGUACACCACCACUUUCACCACCAAUGACGAUAACGGUGACCCAGUCACUGAGUCUGGAGUUGUUAUCGUUACCACGGAUGCUAACGGUGCUUUGUCUACUACGACUUCUUUGUUCCCAGCCGGUGAGGGUGCUGCUCCUACUGAGUACACCACGACCUUCACUACUACCGAUGCUGAUGGGAACCCUGCUACUGAAUCUGGUGUCGUGAUCGUUACUACCGAUGCUAACGGAGCUUUGGCUACUACUACUUCUUUGUUCCCAGCCGGUGAGGGUGCUGCUCCUUCUGAGUACACCACUACGUUCGCUACCACUGAUUCUAACGGUAACCCAGUUACUGAGUCUGGUGUUGUUAUUGUGACUACUGACUCCGAGGGAUCCUUGUCUACCACCACAUCCUUGUUCCCUGGCGCAGGUGAGUCUGAGUACACCACUACUUGGACCUCCAACGAUGACAACGGAAACCCAGUCACCGAAUCAGGUGUUGUGAUCGUCUCUACCGACCCUAACGGUGAGUUGGCCACUACCACCUCCGAGUUUGGCAAGGAUGGUGAGUCUGAGUACACCACUACUUGGACCUCCACCGAUGACAACGGAAACCCAGUCACCGAAUCAGGUGUUGUGAUCGUCUCUACCGACCCUAACGGUGAGUUGACCACCACUACUUCUGAGUUUGGCCAGGAUGGUGAGUCUGAGUACACCACUACAUGGACUUCUACCGACUCCAACGGUAACCCUGUGACCGAGUCUGGUGUCGUCAUUGUGGGUACUGACUCUGACGGAGCUUUGAGCACCACCACCUCUGAGUUCCCUCAAGCCACCGAGUUCACUUCCACCUGGACCACUACGGAUGCUAACGGCAACCCAGUGACUGAGUCUGGUGUUGUUGGUGUAUCCACCGACUCCGAGGGCUCAUUGACAUCCUCAACUUCCGUUUUUGGCAACGAAUACACCACCUCUUGGACUACCACCGACUCUAGCGGUAACCCAGUUACUGAGUCUGGUGUCGCUGUUGUCACUACUGACGCUGAAGGAUCCUUGACCACAUCCACUUCUCAGUUCCUCGGUGAGGGCUUGACGUCGUUCACCUCCGCUUUCACCACUACCGACUCGAACGGUGACCCAGUCACUUCUUCCGACUUGGUGAUUGUCACUACUGACUCUGAGGGCUCAUUGUACACCACCACCUCUGCUCUUGGAGGUGCUGAGUACACCACUACUCUCGAGACCACUGACUCCACCGGUGGAGCCGUGACCAAGACUGUCGUUGUCUGUGAGACCACCGACUCGGCUGGCUCUUUGACUACCUCCUCAUCCGUUCUCCCUGACAUCACUACCCUUGUUUCCUCCAAGCCUGACGGCUCUGAGGCUACUUACAGUGCCGAGGUCAUUGAGACUACUGUUGAUGGUACCGUCACCUACUACACCUCCAUCUGUCCUGAGGAGACUACCUUCGCCUCUACUGGUGAGGAUGGCAAGGAGACCACUUACACUGGAGUUGUUGUUGAGAGCACCGGUGAGAACGGCUCCUUGACCUCCUACACUUCCAUCAAUACCCCUGCUGGCGAGUCCCCAGCCGCCGAGUCUUCGUUUACCUCAUACUACGAGACCACUGCUGAGGAUGGCCACGUGGAAACUACUCUGGACGUUGUUGUUGUGGGUACUGACUCGCAGGGCGAGCCAUUCACCUCUACUAUCGCCGGUGAGUCCAAUGGUCCUGAGCCUGUUGCUACACAGCCUGGCUCUGCUGCCCCAGCUGAAACCACCGGUGCUCCAGCUGGCUCUCAGACCACUCUCGACACUGUCUACACGUCUGCGGGCGGCUCUGCUGCUCCAAGCGUAUCGUCAUACGAAGCCGGCGCUUCUUCCACGAAGUUCAGCGCCAAAUGGUUGCUUCCCUUCGCUUUCUUCGCAAUGAUUUAA
Molecule: messenger RNA, 5622 nt
Organism: Candidozyma duobushaemuli
Lineage: Eukaryota; Fungi; Ascomycota; Pichiomycetes; Serinales; Metschnikowiaceae
Exons: 1
Coding region: 1-5622 (1873 amino acids)
Source: RefSeq, a predicted model, not a curated record